UAGAUUCCUGAUCUGGGCAAGACUACGGCGAGAUUAGGGUUCAAGCUCACCACUGGCACAUUGGAGUGUGAGCUCGUUGCUGGCGAGAUUUGGGUUUGUUGCUUCAAUGGAUAACCCAGAUCUGGGUUCUUGCGACUGAUUUUAGUGCCCAAACAUCUCUAGGUUCUCCUCUGCCAAACAUAGAGCCCUACAACAGAAGACCGACUCUUUCAUCUUCUUUCUUGCGGUGGUGCCAGGAUUGGUAAGUUUUUGUUUGGAUUUGUUUGAGAGGAGAAAUGGAAUAAUUUUGGGAGGUGGAAGAAACUGGUGGUAAAGAAUUGUGAACAAGAACAAAAGACAAAUGAGAAGAUUGAGAGGAAUUUAAUGGGGGUUUCACCAUGAUCAAUUGAUUAGCAUGGUCAAGCUUGUAUUGAUGAGGACAUAUUUGGAAAUGUCUUAAGCUAUUUGUUACAGGAUGUAAAUCCAUUUUUCAGGUAAAUCUCUACUGGAUUUUCUUUAGAUUACACUAUUUGGCUAUACAAACAGUUUUCAGUUGGUAGAAUACUGAGAUUAGUAGACAUGAUAUGUCAUGUGGUCUAGUCAUUGUUAGUUGUAUCUCAGGACACCAGGGAUUAAUAAAUGGUGGAGUCGCUGGAGUGUGUAGAAUUCAUAUUUUCUGUUUUGAGGGCAGAGGACUAAUAAUCAGUGAUUGCUAUAUUUUAUGUCUUGAGAUUUUAGGUGCUUAUAGAAUUGGUACUUUGAUAAUUGUAUAUAACUUAUCCAUCUUAAUUUAAGUCUCGUGAGUUUAAUUCAACAUGAUUGUCAUCAUUAUAGCAGUUCUGACUAUUAUGUUACACACUUCAUUUUGAUGGAUGAACAGCAGCUAAGUAUGCAUAUUCCAAUGACACAUUUUACUAUGUUCAAACAAGUUCAGGUUAUACCUUAUUUCCAAGAAUUUAAAGUUAACUAUCUAUUAUUUGUGACUUCCAAGAUGGAGAAAACAUAUGAGAUUUUCGUCCAAAACAAGAAAAAUCUUCUGCCUCCACCCCAUCUUCCAUUGGGAACUUUUGGACUGCAGUGUAAUAUUUCAGAAUUUUGAAGAAACCAACACUCAUAGUUCCUAGUGUCUGAUAUUUGGUAUAUGAAUCAGUGUUAGGGCUGUCAUUUGUUAAACAGGCAUUACUAGGUAGAAGAGCACCUGGCAUUUCCAAUCAUCUGUAGCUGUUCCUGUUCCAUCAGACACUAAUUGCAUCUGGCAUUAUCAAGAACAAACAUUCCUGAUGAUCCCUACAGUUGUUUCUGGCCUGAUUUUGAUGAAGAAGAGAAGGAUGAAGGAGGUGUUUCCUCCUCCUCUGAGGAAAUUCUGGAAGGAAUGGGAGCUCCGAGGAGCAGCUCUGUUCAGCCUUACACUCCAAAUAAUUCUCAUCUUAUCAGGCAACCGCAGGAAGUAUAAGUGUAGAACUCGGUAUAGAGUUAUAGUUUGGUUUGCCUAUAUGCUGGCUGACUCUGUAGCAACUAUUGCCCUUGGUAUUCUGUCAAAUGACCUAGGACAGGUAAAUGAAAAUGGAGGUAAUAUUGAGGUGGGUAAUGAGCUCAAAGCAUUCUGGGCACCCUUUUUCCUGCUGCAUUUAGGUGGUCCUGAUACAAUCACAGCCUACUCCUUAGAAGAUAAUGAGUUGUAUCUUAGGCACCUCUUCGGACUAAUAGUCCAGACAACUGCUGCAGUUUACAUCUUGAUUCUUGCCUGGACAAGUUCUCGUCUUUCUUACCUAUCCAUUGUAGUGAUAGUGGUGGGCAGCAUCAAGUAUGGGGAGAGAACAUGGGCCCUCUGGAAAUCAAGCAGGAACAAACUCCGAGAUACCAUCCUUACUGAUCCAGAUCCUGGCCCAAACUACCCCAAGUUUAUGGAAGAAUAUACCUUGAGAGAUGCAGAGGGGUUCUCAGUGGACAUAAUAGAGAUGAAGGAAGGUCAGGCUAACUUGGAUGUAACAGUGCCUAGAAAAACUGCUGAAAAGGAUGUACCAGCUGAAAAUGAACAUAAUUUAGUCAAAGCUCAUGCCUUAUUUCAGACAUUCAAGAGUUUGUUUGCAGAUCUAAUCCUUAGCUAUCAUGACCGGGACAGUAGCCAAGGUUUGUUCAAGGAAAUGUCUGAUGAAAAUGCUUUCAAUGUGAUUGAGAUUGAACUAGGAUUCAUGUAUGAUCUGGUGUACACAAAGGCACCGGUUAUUUAUACUCGCUGGGGUUUUGUUCGACGCUUCCUCACUUUCUUCCUCACCUGCGGAGUGUUUACGUCUUUUAUCCUUGAUGAUAAGUUCAGGCAUAACAGGACUGACUUUUGGGUCACUGUACUUUUGCUUGUUGUCGCGAUAUUCCUAGAGAUAUAUGCAGCCCUUAUCGUCCUUGCCUCAGAUCAAACCAGAGUUUGGUUAAUUAAGCAUGGGAUGACUAGCAUACGUUCUUUGGAAGAAUUGUUUAAGUGGUUUAAGGUGCAGAGGUGGUCAAAGAGAAUUGAGCAGUGUUUAAAGGUGCCGAGGUGGUCAAAGACUGUCGCACAGUAUAGUCUACUAUGGCCCAGCCUUAAAGAAAAACUUAGCCAUAAAAUUAUUGAAGAAUAUCGGUAUAAAGAAAUCAAUAAGUUUUCUGCGGAUUACAGGAAGCUGAUUUUUGACCAUGUCAGAAAGAAGUUUGUGCAAUUUGAGGAACAAAGGAAAGAACAGCAGGGGAGAAGUACAAGCAGUCUUGAGACAGCUCUUAGGGAGGUCUGCGGCCAAAGGGGAAAAGGCGUACUUGAUGAAUACAAGGAAAAGAUAGGUCAGGUUGACCUUGAAUGGAGUAUAAGUGUUGAAUUUGACCAAAGCAUCCUUAUCUGGCACAUGGCUACAGAAAUCUGCUACUAUUCUCCAGAAGACCUUUCUGAUGAAGUUAAAUUAAGUAGAGAUUUCAGUCUGCACAUGUCAAGAUACAUGUUGUAUCUCCUAGUCAUUUAUCCAUUCAUGUUGCCUGUAGGGAUUGGGCUUAUCAGGUUCCGUGAUACUCGUGCUGAGGCCAUGGAAUUUUUCAAGGAGCAACUGCCUACCACCACGGAUGGAGGCACAUAUUGCGCAGCUGCCCUCGCUGAACUUCGGAGAAAAAUAUGUUCCAGUGUAGUGGGCGUUGAAAAAAGAAGAAAAAAGGCUUGCAAGUCAUUGCUUGAAGUGAGAACAGACAUUCCUCCCAUCAAAGUCAAAGGCGAUAGAAGCAAAUCUGUGUUGUUUGAUGCUUGCAUGUUGGCAUCAAGGUUGAAAACUAUAUCAGAUCCAAACGUUAAAUGGGAUCUAAUGAGAGAUAUGUGGUUGGAGCUGCUAGCUUAUGCCGCUUGUCACUGUAAGGGUAGUCAGCAUGGUCAGCAGCUGAGAAGAGGUGGAGAACUUCUAACUCAUGUGUGGCUUCUUAUGGCUCAUUUUGGCCUCACUGAGCAGUUCCAGAUAUCUCAAGGCCAUGCAAGAGCUAGGCUGGUCACCAAAUAGUAGCAGACACAUGCAUCCUCUUUUAAAUUCUCAUUGAGAGAUCACAACUUCUUAUCAUCUGGACUGAGUUCUAGGUAAAUUGCUUUCUUCACAUUUUUCUGUUUCCCUUGAGUAUUAAUAUUGUUAAAUGCUAUAUGUAGAUUGAGGACCCGACUUGUGUUUCUGCAACUUACAUGUGUUGCUUUGUCUUUUGUUGUGAAGAAAGUUGAAACUGAGUGUUGUGAUUGUGAAGAAAAUUGAAACUGAUUG
Messenger RNA from Rubroshorea leprosula, 3734 nucleotides. The record is from the annotation of a GenBank genome assembly. Lineage: Eukaryota; Viridiplantae; Streptophyta; Magnoliopsida; Malvales; Dipterocarpaceae.